Messenger RNA from Caenorhabditis angaria, 32979 nucleotides. NCBI's taxonomy places the organism in Eukaryota, Metazoa, Nematoda, Chromadorea, Rhabditida, Rhabditidae. The record is from the annotation of a GenBank genome assembly.
AUGAGUAGUAUUUCUUUGGAAGCUUCUGGCACGGAUUCAAUACAGGUUUGAGAAUUUUGGGAGCCUGGGAAGGGUUUCGGGAUCCUGAGAGUGGGAUUUUUGAACUUUGGAUGAUUUUUUGACCCGGGAACUUUUUUUUUGAGAGUUUCUAGAAAGAUAUUGAUAAAAAUUAGAAUUUUCAAAUUUUCCCGCCAUUUUCAUUUUCUAGAAAAUUUGGAUUUUCAAAUUUUCCCGUCAAUUUCAUUUUCUAGAAAGUUUGAAUUUUCAAAUUUUCCCGCCAAUUUCAUUUUCUGGAAAUUUUGAAUUUUCAAAUUUUCCCGCCAUUUUUCAUUUUCUGGAAAAUUUGAAUUUUCGAAUUUUCCCGCCAAUUUUUCUAUUUGAAAAUUUGAAUUUUCAAAUUUUCCCGCCAAUUUCAUUUUCUAGAAAGUUUGAAUUUUCAAAUUUUCCCGCCAAUUUCAUUUUCUAGAAAAUUGGAAUUUUCAAAUUUUCCCGCCAAUUUCAUUUUCUGGAAAUUUUGAAUUUUCAAAUUUUCCCGCCAAUUUCAUUUUCUAAAAAAUUUAAAUUUUCAAAUCUUCCCGCCAAUUUCAUUUUCUGGAAAAUUUGAAUUUUCAAAAUUGAAAUCCACGUGGCACGAUUUUUCGACCCCAAAAAUCUUCACAAAAAUGCAAUUUUCAAAACCCGAAAAAUGUAUGUUUCAAGAUUUUCUGAUUAAAAAAUUGAGAAUUGAAAUUUUUGAUAAGUGCUGAUUUUUGACAAUUAAUAAAUUUGGUAAUUUUCAGUUUCUAAGCCUAAUUUUUCGAAUUUCGGAGCAUUUUUUGUGCUCCGGAACUUGGAUUUUUGAAUUCAGGAUGAUUUUUUUGACCUCUAGGCCUAUCAUUUUAUGUUAAAAAUUUUAAUAUUUGGAUUUUUCGGACCUUUUUAGUUUCCAAACCUGAUUUCUGAUGAUGGGAGCAAGUUUUGUGCUCCGAAAAUUGAAUUGUUGAAUUCUAGACCAAAUUUUGACCUGGGGAUAUAUUAAAAACGUGGCAAAAAACAAAUUUAAAUUAAAAAUUUCGAAAUUUUCACCCCGAUUUAUCGUGACUCCAAAAAAAACAGGUCCAAUUUCACAACAAAGAAUUUCGUAACCGUUUUUUUCCAGUUUUUUUCUUGAUGAAUUUCUAAUUUCCCCCGUUCCUUUUACUUUUUGAGAAUUUAAUUUCGCGAAAAAGUUCCUCUUUUAGUUUUCUCUGCGUCUCUCACUUUCUCGUCUCCUCUGGGGAAUUUCAGCAAAAGGAUUAUUUAGAGACUCAGUUUCAAUUUCAAUUUCAAUUUCAAUAUUUUUUGAGUUUUUGAAUUUAAAUUUGGGAUUUUUUUGAAUUUUUCAUAUCAUGAUUUUCAAAGAAAAAAAAUGAAAUUUUAAUUUUUGAAUUUUUCACCAAUUUUAUUUUGUAGAAAAUUUGAAUUUUCAAAAUUUCCGGCUCAUUUUUUCUUAAAAGAAGAGUUUUCCUCAAAAAAUUAAAAUCCACGUGGCACAAAUAUUUGGGGCUAAAAUUCCUUCCACAAAAAAUGUGAUUUUCAAUACCCGAAAAUUUUAUGUUUCAAAAUUUUCUGAUAAAAAAUUGAGAGUUGGAUUUUCCGAUUAAGAAACGUGUUGAUCUUUCAAAAAAAAAAAAAAAAUUCAAUUUUUAAUUUUUUAAAAAAUUAAUAAAAAUUAAAAUUUUUAGCGCAAAUUCAGGAUGAAUUUGUGACCCACAAAAAUUUGACCUUAAAUUUAUCUACUCCGCCUGCAAAAAUUUGAAUAAUCUCUUGUUUUUGGCGCGAAAACAGAUGUUUCCAAAAUCUUCGAAAACAUUUUUUUUCCCGCGCGCGCAAACAUUUUUACAUGACAGAUGUUCCUUUAAAAAAUCGAGGGAACACCUUGAAAAAGUCAAGGGUCCUUAAAAAAUGAAUUGAUACUAAUUGAGGAGGAAAAUAUGUUCACUGAAAUUAGGACGAAAAUUCACGUGGCAGGAUUUUUUUCGCUUCAGGACCCAAAAACUACAGUACUUCUUUGCUAUGAUUUUUGAAAAAAUAUCGAAUAUUUGAGAUACUGUAAUCGCGGCAAGACCAAAAAUAUUCUAUAGAUUACUGUAAGAAUUCUAAAUUUUCAAAUUUUCGCGCGAAAUUUGAAAAAUUCAAAAAAUUAAUUAUUUUAAUAUUAAUUAAUAAUUUUCUGCUGUGUUCAUUCAUGUUUUGGUAUUAAAUUUCGAGUACUUUUUCCGAAGAACAUAUUGUUUUGUUUGUGCAUAUGUUCUCUUUGAGCACACACAUUUUUGGGUGUGAGCUCAGAUUUCAUUCACAAUUAUUUUGUGAGCAAGCAUUACUCAUGUUAUUUUUAUUUAUUUAUUUUUUAGUUAGCACAUUUUCAUUUUAUUUUUAGUCCAAAAAAAUUAUUUUCAAAACCUGAAAAAUUUAGGUUUCAAAAUUUUUUGAUUAAAAAAAUUGAGAGUUUCAAUUAUUCCACAUUUUAUUGUGUUCAUAAAAAUUUCAGUUUUUAAAUUUUAUUUUCAAAAUUUUCCCCCGGAAAUCCCAAAUUUUCCAAAUUUUUGUGUGUUUUCCGAAAUGCAUUGCGAUAUAGCGUGACUCAUCCUAAACUUUGUCUUUUUCUUCUUUUCUCCCUUUUUUUUCGAAAUUUUUUUGUUUUCCGAUUUUUUUUUUGGUGAAAAACAAGGCGAAAUAUACUUAUUUUGCUGUUUUUUUUGGCCAGAAAACAAAAAAAAAACAUUUCUAAAGUUGGUUUCUGAGCUAAAAGUCCCAGACAAUUUUCUCUGUCUUCUCUAAUCCUCUCACUCUCUCUCACUUGGCUCUUUUUAAUCCUGAGGUGUAAUUAGGGAAUUCAGACCACUAAUGACACCUUUUUUCUUUGGUGGCAGAUGUAGGAGUUGGGCAGUGUGAAUUUUGACAACCUCAAUUUUUGCCGGUCGGAAAUCACACCGUUUUUUGCCUACUUUUGGGAGAUUUUCCGGUUUUCAGUAUAUUUUUGGGGCUACCAUAAAUCCUGUCAUAUUUCCCCUACCCGACUUACAUUAAAUUUCUCCAUUUUUCCAGAUCUACACCGAUUGGGCGAAUCGACAUUUGGCAAAAUCGCAACAAAAAUCGUCGCCGCGGCCACAAAUUCGCGACAUUUCCAACGAUUUUCGCGACUAUCGCGUCGUCUCGCAACUUAUUAAUGUUAUAGGUGAGUCGAGCGCCGAAAAUUUGCGAUUUUUUGACAUCAAAUAUGGCUCAGCUGGUUAGAGAGAAAUUUAGCAAGCUAGAGUUGCCGAGUUCGAUCCCCCUAGUGAACAUUGCCCAAAAAAUUUGAUUUUUAUAAUUUUCUGGUCUGGAAUUUCACGGGGAAUCUGAAAAUCAUAAUCAUUUCCUUCAAAAAAAUGUUUUUUCUCCAUAUUCCAAGGAAUUUUUGAUUUUCAGCCUAUGACACGUGGAUUUUCAGAUUCCUCGUGAAAUUCUACCCCAGAAAACUAUUUCCCAAAAUAAAAAAAUAAUGUCGUAGGCGCCAGGAAUCGAACCCGCGAUUUUUUACCUAAUGGCUCAGCCGGUUAGAGAUCAAUUUAGCAAUCUAGAGGUGCCGAGUUCGAUCCCGCUAGUGAACAUUGCCCAAAAGUUUUUAUUUUAAUAAUUUUCUGGCCUGGAAUUUCACGAGGAAUCUGAAAAUCACAUUGAGAACUUUUUUUUUUCUCGAAAAAAGUUUAACAAAAAUGAUGACCAAUGGGCAAUUAUAUCGGCACUAUGAAUCUCGAAAUUUUAUGAGAUUUUUCUGUUUUUUUUUCGAGAGAAAGAGAGAAAUGUGAAAUUUUGAUGAAGAUUUAUUUUUUACGAUUCAUUUUUUCAGAAGCCCGAAAUUUUGAAUUUCUUAAAUUUUCACUAGCGGGAUCGAACCCGCCACCUCUAGAUUUCUAAAUUGACCUCUUACCAGCUGAGCCAUCAGGUGGCCGGUUCGAUUCCUGGUCCCACAGGCUUUUUGAAGACGUACACACACACUUCGCCCUCCUAUACUUGAAAGUAUAUUUUUGUAUAUUUUAUACAUAAAGUCUAUUUUUUUUACACGUUGAGUAUACUUUUUCAAAAAGUAUAAAAUACGUGUAAAAUUUUAUCAUCAAUAAAUUCAGUUUUUUGAUUCCAGACUGUUUGAUGAUAUCAAAAGGAGACAUUUGAUUAAUUUUCGCCUAAGGUUUUCACACUAUAAAGUGGAGAUUCGAAAGUUUUCGCAAAAGUAUACUUUAAGUGUAUUUUUCAGUAUACUUUCAAAAAAAGUAAAUUGGCCUAGAAAAUUUUUUUUAAUACAGACCACUGGAAAUCGCAUGAAUCGCGAAAAUAACAAAAAUCUCGUAAAAGCGAUAGGCCACGCCCAUUUUACACGUUAAACAUAGCACCUCGCCCAACCCGCGAGGUGUCCGUCACUCAAUUUAUAUAAGUAGUGGGCGCCACGAGGAGGAGGGUAAAUCAUAUUUUAUGAUUGAAACGCCAUUUUUGUGCACCAAACUUGGUUUUUCGCAAAUUUUGAACAACUUACAGUCGUGUAAAAGCUGUUUGAGCAAUUUACUAAAUUUACAAAAACUCCUAAAGAUGUUUCUCGAUUUUCCCAAAAAUUUACUUUUAUUUAUGCCAUAGCAUAUUUCAAAUGUACUUAUAGUAUAUCAGUGCGAAAAUCGCUGAUUUUAUUUUAAAUACACUUAAAGUAUAUCCUGGCGAAGUGUGUGUGUAUGCGCGAUGUGUGCGCGCGAAGGCGCCAGCUAAAAAUAAUGGGUUUGGUGCAAGCGCGCAUUUUGUCCAAUCUGGCAGGUUAAGCAACGUUGACUCGAGUUAGUGGUGAGUUCGGACCCAUCCAAAAAGUUGCUUUGUACAGUUUCAAGUCUGAUUGGGUAAAGUUUAGGGACUCUAGUGGAGAUGAUCUUCACAAUCAGAUGCCAAGAUGGUUCAUCCUGAACUCCAGUACGACCAUCGGAAGAUCGAGAGUCUGAAAUUUCCAUCAAAAACUCAAAGUUUUCGAAUUCUUCUCAAACUUUCAGAACAUUCUACUGAAGUCUUGUGGCAAUCAAAAUGAUCAAAAAUUUCGAUUUUUUGUAUUCCUGAUCUUCAGUAUGACCAUCAGAGAAGAUCAGGAUUCAGGGCGAAAUUCUGAUCAUUUUUGAAAAAUUAUGAAAAUUUCUGAAGUUUGUCUUGGGACACCUUGGACUUCAAGGCCAUCAAGAUCUGUGAUUUUAAAUCAUCUCGAUCUUCAGUAUGAUCAUCAGAAGAUCAGGAUUCAGGGCGAAAUUCUGAUCAUUUUUGAAAAAUUAUGAAAAUUUCUGAAGUUUGUCUUGGGACACCUUGGACUUCAAGGCCAUCAAGAUCUGUGAUUUUAAAUCAUCUCGAUCUUCAGUAUGAUCAUCAGAAGAUCAGAAAUCAUCAUCGAAAAUUAUCAAUUGUAUGUGAUGACGGUGAAAAUUUGAAUUCGUGGGUUCUUGACUAUGGGGAAUCAUAUGGUCAUUAUUUUGUUUUCAUAAAAAUUAUUCUUGAACGAACAUACCUACCAAAAACACUUGUUUCUUGAACACGGUGCUUUGUGAUUUUUUAUGAGAGAAAUGAUGUGGUUACGAUAAUUCGACUCAAAACUAAUUUUUUAUGGCACUACCCAUGAUAAAACUUUUUGUGAAUCGAGGUUUGUAGGAUAAGCGAUAUCAUGAAAACUGUAAAAUUUAAUUUUAAUGCGCGGCUUAAUGAUGCCUGAAAUCUGUUAAAGGGAAGAGGACAGUAAGAUCAAAAAUUUUAACUCUUGAAGACGUUUCGAGAAGAAAAUACCUGGUGGUUUCACUACUCUUCCUAACUCUGACUACUAACUACUAACUCUUCACUACUAACUCUGCGAUAAAUUUUUUUUGAAGUUUUCGCAGAUCUUAAAACCACUUGAUUGGAUUUUAUGAGAAAAUAGGGUUUCUGUAAUGCCUAUCGUAGUCAAGAACUUCAAAAGUCCAAUUUCGAUUAAAAAAAAAUGAUAUAUAGUUCGUUCAAGAAUAAUUUUUAUGAAAACAAAAUAAUGACCAUAUGAUUCCCCAUAGUCAAGAACCCACGAAUUCAAAUUUUCACCGUCAUCACAUACAAUUGAUAAUUUUCGAUGAUGAUUUCUGAUCUUCGGAUGGUCAUACUGAAGAUCGAGAUGAUUUAAAAUCACAGAUCUUGAUGGCCUUGAAGUCCAAGGUGUCCCAAGACAAACUUCAGAAAUUUUCAUAAUUUUUCAAAAAUGAUCAGAAUUUCGCCCUGAAUCCUGAUCUUCUGAUGAUCAUACUGAAGAUCGAGAUGAUUUAAAAUCACAGAUCUUGAUGGCCUUGAAGUCCAAGGUGUCCCAAGACAAACUUCAGAAAUUUUCAUAAUUUUUCAAAAAUGAUCAGAAUUUCGCCCUGAAUCCUGAUCUUCUCUGAUGGUCAUACUGAAGAUCAGGAAUACAAAAAAUCGAAAUUUUUGAUCAUUUUGAUUGCCACAAGACUUCAGUAGAAUGUUCUGAAAGUUUGAGAAGAAUUCGAAAACUUUGAGUUUUUGAUGGAAAUUUCAGACUCUCGAUCUUCCGAUGGUCGUACUGGAGUUCAGGAUGAACCAUCUUGGCAUCUGAUUGUGAAGAUCAUCUCCACUAGAGUCCCUAAACUUUACCCAAUCAGACUUGAAACUGUACAAAGCAACUUUUUGGAUGGGUCCGAACUCACCACUAACUCGAGUCAACGUUGCUUAACCUGCCAGAUUGGACAAAAUGCGCGCUUGCACCAAACCCAUUAUUUUUAGCUGGCGCCUUCGCGCGCACACAUCGCGCAUACGUCUUCAAAAAGCCUGUGCCGGGGUAGAAUUUCACGCAGAAUUCAAAAAUCCACUUAUUUUCCCGUUCCCAAAAAAAUCCGUAGUCAACUUCAAUUUUCUUCUCACUUUCCCCACUUUUCGAAAAAAUGGGAUUAGGCUCUUCAAUUCUUCUCAUUUUUCAAUUUCAAUUUAAAUCUCCUCCUGCCAAUUUCGCACUUUUUUCUACGAAAAUAUUUUUUGGCCGCCGAAAAAAGGGACCCCGAAAAUAAAAGGAUGUGUGUAAUUCAAUCCAAUUUUUCUUCUUUUUCCGAUUUUUCGACCGCCGCCGGGUCAAAUUAUUAAAUUUUAAAAGAAUUCUUCUCUAUCCCUUUUUUUAAACUCGGCUGUGUUCCUUUAAAGUUUUGCGGCUGGGGGAUUUUGGCGGCAAAAAAUAAAAUUUGAAUUUGAAAAAAAUACAUUUAAAUUUUUUCUCUAAUUCUCUCUCUCUCUCUCUCUUCCCAAUUUCUCCCAUGUUCCUUUAAACUUAGCCGAACUCAAAAUUGCAAUAAAAAUCAGGAAGCGCCCUAAUUGAAUAAUUUAUCAGAUUUCCUGGAUCUUUGAUCUACCGGCCUAGAAAUGCAUGCCGCAAAAUUGCAGAAAACUUUCCCCGAGCAUGUUUAGUGUCGAAAUGUUGAGAAAAGUGUGCCGCGAAAAGUGGGCGUGGCCUGAAAACCGCGCCGCAAAAUUUCCAAACACAUUUUUUGUGUCAAAAAGUGUAUAAACACAUUUAUUUUGUCGUCUCGUUAGUUAGUGUUGCUUCUUUUUUCUCUUUGUGUUCAGCGAAAAAAAGUGACAUUUUGAUAAAUGUCCGAUUUCAAUUAGUUGAGUUUGUGUUGCGUUUUGAACACACUUUUUUCUUUCCGAAAAAAAUUUUUUUGGCCUAAAAGAAGGUGGAAAAUUCAUUUUUUUGCUCUCACUUUACACUUUUUCAAAAAAAAAAACACAAAAUUUGUUUUGAUUUUGAUAAGAUUACACUAAAAUGAAUCAUUUUGUUGGUUUUUUUUUCGAAAAAUCCAAUUUUUGUUAACAUGAGCAAUGUUUUACAAUUUUUAAGUUUGAGCAAAUUUUUCUGUAACAUGAGCAAUGCCUGGAAAUUCAAUAAAAAGCGAUUUUCAAAACUCGAAAAAUAUACGUUUUAAGAUUUUCUGAUAAAAAAAUUGAGAAUUGAAAUUUUCGAUGAACAUCUGUGACCUCUUUUUUAUGUGAUUUUUUACGUUCGGAGCAAUUUUUGAGCUCCAAAUCUUGAAUUUUUGAGUUCUAAAUCGAAUUUUGGUUCAGGGAACUAUUGAAAAUUUGUGUGCCAGGAAAUUCUCUAAAAAAAUUUUCAGUUUUUUCCGGACCUAAUUUCUGACCACCUAGAAAAAAGUGCCAACUGCUGCUGCUCCGCGAUUUUUUUCGCUGUUAGUUUGUUCAGAAAAUUUAUUUAUCUCAUUUUGAGCUGCCGUUAGAUGAAAUUUGAUAAGAAGAGAUAUAUUGGAAGUAGUAGUAGUAAAAUUGACAUGGUCCCUCCCUCCCCCUGGAGAAAAAUGAACAGUUGUUCAUCCCUGGUUUCUAGUGAAAAAUCUGAGGGUUUUGGAGUUUAGAACAUUGCUCAUAUUAGAAUUUUCGAGAAUUUCUAGAAUUUCUAGGUGUUGCUCAUGUUAAAGAUUCUUUGAAAAUUCAGAGAUGCUCAUGUUAGGCUCUUUAGAAAUUAUUUUCUAGAAUUAAUUUUAAAAAAAAUUUUUAUGCUAAAAAUUGGAAAUUUUCAAGCAUUGCUCAUGUUAAACCUGAUUCUUAACUCGAAUUUUAAAAUUUCUCAAGCAUUGCUCAUAUGUGAAAUUACAGAGAAAAUUUUGAUUCGCAACUUUUCAGCUUAAAAUUAUUAGCCAAAAUUUCACCAUUGCUCAUUUUAAGCUCAAUUUUUUUAAAAAAAUUACUAGUUUUUGGAAAAUGUCUUCAUUGCUCAUGUUAAUCACAAUUUUUUUCUCUGAAAAUUCAUUUUCAAAAAUAUCCCAGCAUUGCUCAUAUUAACCCCCAAAAGCUUUAAAAUUCUCUAAAAAUUUCUGCAUUGCUCAUAUCAAAUUUUUUCAGUUCCCGCCAACGAUUUCACACCAAACUUCCAACAAAAAAUCGCCAAAACAACAUCAAACGUAAGUUUGUUCAUCAAAUUUCGAAAUAUUUGCUCUAUGACUCAUGUUAUACUACUAAAAAUUUUAAUUGAUUUUGAGUUUUUUUUAGCAGAAAACUACCUUAAAGGGGGGGUAAGACGACAAAAUUUUAUUUGCUCAAUGAAUCGGGCUCCCUUUGAAUAGUAAAAGCCCCAGGGGAUUUUUUCUCGAAAGGCCUAAAAAGGUCCGAAAAAAAUAUUCCAUGAACUUUUUUCAACGUAUAGCUAUACGUGGUACCUAGUUUAUGGAACAUUUUUUCUGGACGUUUCCAGAAAAAAUCCCUUGGAGGUUUUACUACUUUUGGGGAGCCUUUAACUUUGCGACAAAAAAAUUUUGUCGUCUUACCCCCCCUUUAAGUAAAUAUGAAAAUAGAAAAUUUUGAGAAAAUUUUAAAAUUUUUCCUCCGAAUUUUUAAUCCCGUUAUCUACAGUGAACCCAGCGAUGCAUGAAGAAAAAAAGUUUUUCGAAAUCGAAUUAAAAAUUUCAAUUUCUUUCAUAAAUACACACACAGUGUGUAAUAAUAGAUUAUAGGAAAACUGGAUUUUCAGCCGAAAAACUGUAAUUUUUGCAGCUCGAUGGUCUUGCCACGUGUCUGGAAUAUCUGAAAACUAUUGGAUUGGAUUGCGCAAAAUUGACCAAAACUGGUGGGUUUUUUUUGGGGGAAAAUUGGGAAAAUUUGCGAUUUUUUGACACCGAACAUGAAAAUCUGUCGUUUUCUCUGCGUCUCUAACCGGAAUGCUAUAUAUAAAUCUAGCUCUGGUUGUCUGAUUCUCUCAUUUUGUUUCUUGAAAACUCUGCGUCUCUGACUGAAAUAUGUACUCUCUAACCUAUCUGGUUUCUCUGCGUCUCUAUCUCUCUCUAGCUUCUCUAACUGUCUAAGCCUCCUAAAGAUAUGUACUCUCUAACCUCUCUGGUUUCUCUGCGUCUCUCUCUCUAGCUUCUUUAACUGUCUAAUUCUCUUAAAGAUAUGUACUCUCUAAUCUCUCUGGUUUCUCUGUUAUCUCUAGCUGUCUAGUUGCUCUGCGUCUCUUUCAUAACUCUCCAACCUAUCUGGUUUCUCUGCGUCUCUGCAAUACCUGUACUCUCUAACCCUCUGGUUUCUCUGUGAUGUCUAGCUGUCUAGUUGCUCUGUGAUCUCUGACCUCUCCAGAAUCUGUACUCUCUAACCUCUCUGGUUUCUCUGUGAUCUCUAACUUCUCUGGUUUCUCUGCGUCUCUGCUAGAAAAAUAUUUGUUGGCGCCAGAACUGCAUUUUCAAAUUUCGAAUAAAAACAUCUGUAUGGUUUUUUGUGCACUUCUCUAACUGUCUGCGUCUCUCUCGUCUCUCUCACUGUAUAUUUCCAUAUAUUUUUUCGAUAACUUUCUAAGCUCCGCCCCUUUUUCUCUCCCACACAAACAUUUCUUGUCAUAUUUUUUAUACAUCAAGAUGUAUAGAUGUGUAUGUAGCCAACACUCAAAAAAAUUUGCCCAUCAUUUUUUUUUUCUUGCUGCUCCCCCUAAAAAAAUCGACAUUUCCGGGCCGGAAUUCCCCCAGGGAACCCCCUAAAAACUAGAGGUCGUCCUCCUCAAAAAUUUUGUUUUUUCCCGUUUUUUUGCUAUUCGACACCCAGAUUUUUGGAUUCAGCGUGAAAUUUUGAGCCCCCACCCUUUUUAAACGAAAAUUUUCGCGCGCGGUGGGGCUCGAACCCGCCGACUCACGCUUGGAGAUUUUACGACGCGCAAAACCAAAGUUCGAGCCCCAAUGCCCGCCGUUUUUUUUGAAAAUGUAAAUUUUUGUGUUCAAAACUUGUUCAAACAAAAAAUUUCAUGGCUGAUUGAUUUUUAUGUGAUUUUUUUCCAGAAAAAUCUCUAUAGAUUUUCUAAAAAAAAUAUUUUUGUGAGAAAAUUUGAGAUGAGUCAUAAAAGAAAUUAUCAUAUUCUUUUCCGUUUUUCGGGCCGAAAAAUUUUUUUUUGCGAAAAAAAAUCGUUUUUGAUGAUGAACACCUGCUUUUGGCUUUGGUUGAGAGAUUUUGAUUGAUCAGAUUUUUUUUGAAAAUUUUUUUGAAAUGAAAAAAGUGGGGCGAAUUUUUUGUGGCAAAAUAAUUAUGACACGUGGAUUUUUUUGAUCUACAUGAACUUUUCUGAAUUUUUUUUUGAAUUUUCCCGCCAAAACUUUUCGUCACCUGACCCAAAAAACCCGACUUCUUCUCUUUUCCAAAACUAACCAAUUAUGUGUGUAUGAUUCACUUAAAAGAUGUUUAUCUUGCCCAAAAUUUGUCCCGUUUCUAGAUCGAAAUCGUAAAAAAUUCGGUUUUUCUCAAGGUUGUUUCAUUUAUAGUUUACCGCAAGUUUUUUUGCGAAAAGUUUUGAAAUUGAAAACAGCGCCGAGCGGGACUCGAACCUCUGACCUUUUUCUUGGAAAUUUUUGGGCUCUGAAACCAGAAUUUUUCAGUUUUCCGUGAAAAUUUGGCUCAGGAACGUUUUUAAACGAGAUUUUGAUCAGAUUUUGAUGUUAGAACUUAUUUCAUACCACUUUUCUCAAAUUUCAGCUCAUUUUUGAGCACAGAAACCUGAAUUUUUGAAUUUUUCACAAAAAUUUCACCUGGACACUUUUUUUUUGAAAAAAAAAUUGUUGAACUUUUUUUUUGGAGUUUAAAAUUCAAAAUUCAAACUUGAGAGCCAACUUUUCAAAAUCCUCUCAAAAUUCUGAGCUUGAAUAUUUUUUUUCGCAAAAAAAAUUUAAAAAAAACAUGCGCCGAGUGUGACUCGAACCCUUGACCCUUUCUCCUCAAAAUUUUAGCACGCGCGAGACCAAAGUUCGAGCCUCACUGCCUGCAGGAUUUUUAUUCGAAUUCAAAAAACUUUCGGAUUAGCUUUUCGUUUUCUACAUAUUUCCAACUAAAAAAAAGUUUGUUUGUUUUUAAUUAUACCAGUUUUUUAUGGUUGGCUUGAAAAGUUUUAUAUUCGUUUUCCUCUUUUUCUCCCAGAAAAAUUCCAGAAAUUUUGGAUAAAAAAGCGCUUAGCGGGACUUGAACCCUUGACCCUUUUCAUCGGAAUUUUUCAAAAUUCCUGGUCCCAGCCCGAAAUUAUUGACACCUCUUAUCAUACAGUAACCUUGAACCACCCAAAACCACUCAAUUAUUAUUUUUAUCUGAUUUUUUUUUUGGUUUCCCAGGAGAUGUUAUAAUAACUUUUAUAUAAUAAUUAUCUUUUCUUUUUUUUUUGAAAAUACAAUUUUUUUUUGGCGCCCAAAAAAUUUAUUCAACAUUUUUUUUGCUCGGCUUGAUUUAUGGGUUUUAUUGGGUGCUUUGCUGAAGAAAUGGGAGCAUCGAAAUUUCAUUUUUUUUUCUCGCGCGCGCUUUUUUUAUUGGGGAAUUUUGGCGCCAAAGAAAUGAGGGAUUGCUCAUGUUAGACUUUGAGAUUGAGAAAAUUAUAAUAUUGUUCAUAUUAAAAAUUUCCUGAAUUUUCAAGAAAAACAAUGAUUGCUCAUGUUAAAGUUUCCAAAAUUUCUGAUUUUUGGUGAAUUUUUGGUCAUUGAUCAUAUUAUACUUUUCUGAAAAUUGAAACAUUGCUCAUAUUAGCAAUUUUCUGAAUUUUGUGAAAAUAAAAUUAUUGCGCAUGUUAAAGUUUACUAAAUUCCUGAUUUUUGUUAAAUUUUUGGACAUUGCUCAUAUUAUAAUGUUCUCAAAAUUAAAAAUUGCUCAUAUUAAAAAUUUCCUGAAUUUUUGAAAGUUAGCAAUGAUUGCUCAUGUUAAAGUUUCCAAAAUUCCAAUUCUUGUUGACUUUUAAAGCAUUGCUCAUAUUAUAAUUUUUUUCAAAAUUGAAACAUUGCUCAUAUUAGAAAUUUCCUGAAUUUUGAGAAGAGAAAGUAAUUGCUCAUGUUAAAAUUUUCUGAAAUUUCGAUUUUUGUUGAAUUUUUGGACAUUGCUCAUGUUAGAAUUUUCCUGAAUUUUGAGAAGAGAAAGUAAUUGCUCAUGUUAAAGUUCCCUGAAUUUUUGGAAAUUAAUAAUGAUAGCUCAUGUUAAAGUUUCCAAAAUUUCUGAUUUUUUGUUGAAUUUUCGGACGUUGCUCAUAUUAUACCUAAUGAUUUUUCAAUUUUUACUCAUAGCUUCAAGUUUCAAUUUUCAAAAUUUAGCUGAAAAUUUGGGAUAAUUCAAUUUUCUCUUAGCAUUGCUCAUAUUAUACCCCAAGAAUCUCCCGUUUCUCAGCAACUUUUUCCUUCUUCUUUUUUGGCGCCCCAAAAAAACAUACAUACAAACUAUACGAUAUAAAUUAUGUAUACAUGAAUAUGUAUAAAAUGAAAUAAAACUUUUUUUUAUGUUCAGCCGCAUUUUUUUGUAUGUCAUCAAUUUUUUUCGUUGUUAUUUGUUAUAUAACUGUACUACUAUUGUGGGAAAAUUACAAUUUUCAGAAUUUUUUGGCUGAAAAUAUUGAUUUUCUCUUGAAAUUUUGAAUAAUUUUCCAGCAGAUUCUAUAAAUUUUGCUGAAAAUCUGGAAAUUUUCAUUUUCAGACAUCGAUAGUGGUAAUCUUGGUGCAGUUCUACAACUUUUGUACAUUUUAUCGACACACAAACAAAAAUUGCGACAAAUCAAAAAGGAUUUGAAGUUGAGCGCAAUGCCACCGGCGGUUACAAAGUGAGUUUUAAAAAACACUUUUUUUUGGAUUCUGGGGCUCAAAAUUUCCAUUCGAGACCUGGAUUUUCGGAAUCCGCGUGAAAUUUUAAGCGGGAAACUUUUUUUUUCAAAAAAAAAUGAGUCCGGCGUGGCUCGAACCCGCGACCUUUCUCUCCGCAAUUUUCCCACGCGCAAGACCAAAGUUCGAGCCCCGCUGCCUGCGCAAACUUUUUUUGUUUUUUUCUAGACCAAAAUUCCACGAAGAUUUCAAAUUUUUGGGUCUCGCAGCGAAAUUUCGAUCAAAAAAAUGAUUUUUUUUCAUGAAAAAAUGAUGUUGACCAAAUAAAUAUUUGCAAAUCAUAAAAAAAUGGGAGUUUUUCUCAAGUGGUCGCGUUCUUUUUUGUGUACCAAGAAGUUUUUUUUUGGCGCGUGUGAAUGAAUGAAUUGCGAGAAAAAUGACUGGUUUUUUGACGGAGCUAUUGAUUUUUGGAGCUCCAAAACCUGAAUUUUUCAAUUUUCCGUAAAAAUUUGGCUCAGGAACGUUUUUUGACAGAGAAAAAUGGUCCCAAAGGGAUUUGGAUUAUUUUUUGAGCUCUGGGCUCAUUUUAGACGAUUUUUGAACCCACAAACCUGAAUUUUUGAACUUUUCACGAAAAUUUGACCCGGAGACUUAUUUUUGAAAAAAAAACGUUGUUGAACUAUUUUUGUUAGAAUUUUCAGCAAAAUCUUAUUUUUCCCAUCUUCAAAUGCAAAAUUCCGACUUGAGACCCAAAUUUUUGAAAUCCUCUCGAAAUUCUGAGCAAGAAAUUUUUUUCUCAUGCAAAAAAUAAAAAAAACGUGCGCCCGGCGUGGCUCGAACCCCUGACCUUUUUCUCCGCGCGAGGAGCUCAGGUUCGAACCCCACUGCCCGCGCAAUUUUUUUUUCUAGAUCAAAAUUUCACGGCGAGCUUGAUUUUGUAGGUCCCGACACGAAAAAAUUUGAAUUUUCCAGACUUCCCUCGCCAAAAUCGCGAAUAGCUCAACCGCCAACCACAACAAGUAAAGAAAAUUUGAAUUCGAAUUUUCUGGCGCCACAAAUGUCGACGUCACGUCUGCAAACACCGUCACGGAUAUCGAGACCAGGUACAGUAAUUUUUUGGCGGGAAAAACUUUUUUUGACCUACCAGAUAGGAGAAAAUUUGUUUUUAAUUUGUCUCGCGAGUUUUUCCCGCGCGCACAAAUUAAAAUUAAUUAAUUUUGCGCGCGCCGGAAAAUUGGAAAAUUGAAGGAAAAGACGGAUGAGCGGGGUAGUAAAAGUAGUAAUUAGUUUGCUCUCUCCACUCUAUUUCUGGACACCAAUUGACUUUUUUCACUUUUUUGUGGAAAAAAUUUGAAUUUCUUCCCAUUUCCCGUUUUUUUCCUGCGUUAAAAAUAGUUUUUUCGUGAUCUACGCAAAAUUUUAGGCGGGAAACUUUUUUUCAAAAAAUAAAAAUAAUACGCUCCCAUCGGGGCUCGAACCCGCGACCUGUUUCUCCGUAAUUUUACUGAGCGCUAGACCAAAGUUCGAGCCCCCCCUGCCUGCGCAAUUUUUUUGUCUACACCAAAUUUUCACGAGGAUUCCAAAUUUUUUGGGUCUCGCAGCGAAAUUUUGAUAAAAAAAAUUAUUUUUUUUGAAUUUUUCGCUGCGAAAAAUUGAUUAAAAAUCUCAAACAAAAAGACGAUUUUUCAUCUCAUCUCAGAAAAAAAUCUGGAAAAAAAUAGUAUUAUUUUUUAUGUGUCUGGUCACUCGUAAAUAACAACUUUCUUUAUUUUUCUUUCGAAGAAAAAAAACAAAAAAAAAAAAAGAUUUUCAGAUUUUUUUUCAAGAAAAAAAAUAUAUAGUUUGGUUUUGUCUUUAUUUUUUUUUAGUUUUUGAAAAAUAAUUCAAUUUCAAAAUUUUCAAAACUUUUCGUGGAUCAAAAAGUUCAGAAUCCACGUGGAAACAUUUUGAGCGCGUAUUUUUAUUUCAGAAAAUCUCACAUUUUCAAGAUUUUCCUGAAUUUUUCUCGAUUUUCCCCCACCAAAAUCCCUGAAUUUUCAGCCACCACAAGCUCCUCGAAGCUCACACCAACCUCCACGGCCUCAAGUUCCACCCAGUCUCUCACCAAAUCCGGAAUCCGACCGCCAUCCUCAUCUGCCACGUCAUCAACUUCGAGUCGCGCGAGUGGAAACAACAAUAGCACCUCCUCGCGAAUCGCCACGUCACAAUUGCAAAAGCCACAACACACUUCGUCAAGAAUCCGAGUGGCGACAAAUUCGCCGGCGAGUCGCGUCGCAGCUGCGACACCCAGCGAGAAAAUUGCGACUGUGAAAUCGCUAGCGGCUAGGAAACCGGAGAAAAUUGAGCCGAGUUCGGCGAACUCGGCGAGCAUGCUGAAAUUGAAGCUGUUCAACACAGCUCCAAAAGACAGUGCGCCGAUUAUUGCUAAGCCGAAAGAGAAGCCGAACACACCGAUUCGAAAUAGUGGAUUGAAGCCGCCGACGUCGAAGCUGGCAAAGGUGAGUGGGGGAAUUUUGAAAGUGAAAAUUUUGAGGGGAUCGUUUUGAGACCCCAUAUGACCUAGUGACCUAUGAACUUCAAAAUUUGUAUGGCUUGACAUGAGCAAUUGUCGAAAUAUUUUUAAUAUGAGCAAUGCCAACGCUAUUUUUAUAGUUAUUAGCAAUUUUUCCAAAAUCACAGGGAAAUUUUUAAAAUGAACUUCAAAAUUUUUCAUUGUUUAAAUUGAGCAAUUUGGUUCUAAUAUGAGCAAUGCUCCGAAUUUUUUAGCUUGAAAAUUUAGAAAUUGAAAAAAAAUUACACGAAUUUUGUGAACACCAACAUCUUGGAAUUUUUUUUCAAAAUUUUAAUAUUUGAAAAUUAUUCCACGUGGCACAAAAAUUGUAUACUUUUUUUCCUUUGUCCCAAAAUCCUCUACUACUUUUUCCUAUUUUUAUUUUUAUUUUCUGUUUUUGUUCCAAAACCCUAUUCAUUACAAAUGAUUAGGCCCAUGGGAACACAGAAAAACGAGAAAAAGUUGUCCCAAAAAUAAAAGCGAGAAAAAAAAUUCGCUUUUUCAUUUUUACUACUUUUUUUUGGAGUUCUCAGCAUUUCUCAUAUUAGAGAUUUUCUGGAUUUUUUUGGAGCUUACAGUAAUAUUUUAAAUUUAAAAAUAGGAAAUUUGGGAAGUUCAUUGCUCAUGUUAGUCAUUUUCCAAAUUAUUUUCAAGGAAAUACUAGUAUUGCUCAUGUUAAAAAAUUUUUAGAAUUUUUUUUUGAGAAUUUCAAAACUUUGGAGCAUUGCUCAUAUUAUUUCUAAUCGAAAUUUUCUCAACUCAAAAAUAAAAUGUUGCCAAAAUAAAAUUCCGGAAAUGUUUUUCUUCUUCUCAUUUUGCGCCUCUUUCUGACCAGAUGUGUUGUUUUUUUUCUUCUGAGCUCAUCUAAUUUUUCGCCAUUGAAAAAUGUGUCGGAAAUUGCACAUUUUCGAGCAGAAAUUUGCGUUUUCCUCGAGUUUUUGAGGUUUUUCCCCCAAAAAUUCCGAAUUUUGCAGCCAACCCCAACCUCAAAAAUCACCUAUCGAAAAGAGCACAAACCUGAGCCCGAAAAGCGAUGCUCCAAAUCGAGUGAAGAAGACGAAUCGGGUUACGUUGGUUUUUCGACACAAAGUUCCGGAUCAUCGCCAGCUUCGACGUCGUCGACUGAAGGAAGUCUAAGUAUGCAUUCGGCUUCGUCAAAGGUUGGUUUUGCGAGGGGAUUUGGAGCAUUUUGAGCCGAAAUUUGAGAAUUUCUGAAUUUUUUUGGCUAGAAAGUGUCUAGAUCUGGAAAUUUAGAUGUUUGAAAUUUGAAAAAAAAGUAUUGCUCAUAUUAGUCGCAUUCAAAGCAUUGCUCAUGUUAACCACAAUCUUCACAAUAGCCUAAAAAUUUCACCUUCUUCCAUGUCCCUUUAAAAUUUUCCACAAAUUUUUUUUUCAAAUUUUUUGCCUUGAAAAUCUGACAAUUUUGAGCCGAAAUUUGAGAAUUUCUGAAUAUUUUAGGCUAGAAAAAUUGCUCAUGUUAAUAAAAAACAAAUUUAUAGGAUUGCUCAUAUUAAAGAAAAUUCUGAAAUUCAAUUUCAGCUAAAAAUUUUGUAAAUUAAAACAUUGCUCAUGUUAAUCGAAUUUUGUAAAUAGCUUGUUAAAGCCUAUGUCCCUUUAAAUUUUUCUCACAAUUUAUUUUUUUUCAAAUUUUUUCCCAAGUAUUUUAAUGACCUUACUCUCAAAGUAUACAAAUACGAAAUUUUUUCUCACAAUUUAUUUUUUUUAUUUUUCAAUAGUGGCAGGUGUUUGGCUACAGUAAUCCCAGCCUAUUGAAAUUCUUCUUGGGUGGUCUGAAAAAAAAUUUAAUGAGCAAAAAAUUGCAUUCAAAAAUUAUUUUUUGAGUUUACUUUAAUCUGAGCAAUGCUAUUCAUUUUUUAAAUUUUUUAUUAACAUGAGCAAUAUAUAUUUUUUUCGAACAUCUAUUAUGUUUUCUAAUAUGAGCAAUGCUUUAAAUUAAAAUUCACAGUUUUCUUAAUAUGAGCAAUCUUCAUAUCCAGCUCAAAAAUUCAGAAAAAUUUAAAUUUUUCGAAUCUAGGCUCAAAAUUUUCAGAUUUUUUUGAAUCUAGGCUCAAAAUUUUCAGACUUUCAAGAUUUUCAGCCUAAAAACCCCCAAAACCUUGAAAUUUUCCAGAGUUCCACCUCCUCUUCACAUUCUCCAUCAUCCGACGAUUUGACACUCAACGCCUCCAUCAUAACUACAGUAACCCAAACUGCAAAACCGCAAAUCGCAUUAGCACCGGAACCCAAACCGGUGUUGGCUGUGAUCGGAAUUCCGAAUCCGGAAAAAGAGAAACCGGCGAUUGGUGUCGUUUCACCAAUGAUGACACAUCGAAAAUUGGUGAAAAAUGGUGGGUUUUGUGGGGUUUUGGUGGGGAAAUUUGAGGAAUUCUGGAAAUUUUGACCCGGGAAAGUUGUUUUGGGGGUUUCUAGGCCAUCUAGACCAUUUCUAGGCUAUUUUUUGGAUUUCUAGGCUAUUUUUGGAUUUCUAGGCCAUGGCUAUUUUCCGGUUUCUAGGCCAUCUACAUCAUUUCUAGGCCAUCUAGAACAUUUUUAGGCUAUUUUUUGGGUUUCUAGGUCAUCUAGACUAUUUCUGUGCUAUUUUUUGGGUUUCUAGGCCAUCUAAACCAUUUCCAGGCUAUAUUUUGGAUUUCUAGGCCACCUAGACCAUUUUUAGGGUUUUUUUUGGAUUUCUAGGCCAUCUAAAUUAUUUCCAGUCCAAUUUUUGAAUUUCUAGGCCAUCUAGACCAUUUCUAGGCCAUUUCUUGGAUUUCUAGGUCAUCUAGACCAUUUCUAGGCUAUUUUUUUUGGAUUUCUAGGCCAUUUUGUCGGUUUUCUAGGCCAUUUUCAGGCUUACAGACAUUUUUUCCAGAAUCCUCUCCAGACAUUUCUGAAAAAUCGGAGCCCGUUCCAAAAAUGGCUCCAAUUCGCCAGCCGCCAACCUACGAGCAACUUUUGGAGCAGGGAAAAAUCCAAUCACCCACCAAAUCCACUUGUGGUAGGUUACUGUAGCUUUUUUUCUGGGCGCCAAAAAAUCUGAAUUCAAAUUUUCCUGCAGCUUCCCCGAUUUUCGGCGAGCCAUCCACGUCAAAAUCCGAAAUUCCAACAAGUCCGUCGCGGAUUUUGAGCCCAACUCCGAAAAAAGGAGAGCAGCGAGAGAGUGUGCUGUCGUUGGAGAGACGAGAGAAAAAGAAGAGCUCGGGUGAGUAGAUUUUGGGGUACUGUAGUUCUGAAGAUACUGUUGAUCAAAUUUUGUUCCCACAAAAUUUUUGAACUACUUUCCCAGGGGUUACUGUAGGAUUUGAGUAUCAAAUAUUUUUCCAUGUUCCUUUGAUAUUUUUCCAAAUUCAAAAAAUCUAGAUUACUGUAGGUAGAUCGAAAAUUAUCCCUUUCAGGAUUACUGUAGUGCCCAAUUUUUUUUUGCAAAUGACCUUGUUCCUCCUUCUAAUCAGUGUUCAUUGAAUUUUUUUUUCUUUUUUUUCGAAAAAAAAUUUUUUGAAUGGGGCAGAUGUCCAAUUAUUUUGUGAAGACAUUCCUAUUCACAAUUUUUUUUGUUCUGAGAGAAAAAAACUACAGUAAUCUUUGCCUAUUGAAAAUCCACGUGGGUGGUCCGCAAAAUGUGUUCUUAGUUAGUUCUUUUGAAAAAAAAUUCAUUCAAAAAUUUUUCUCUUUGAAAAUUUUAGUAGAUAAUUUUUUUCAUGGAUAAAUCUAGGAUUACUGUAGCUCGGGAAUUACUUGGAGUACUGUAGUUCUAGAAAUUAGGUUACUGUGUGGAUAAAGAAUUAGCUUAUCCUAAAACUAUGGAGGGAUUACGGUAGAUUUGAAUUUUUGAGAUACUGUAAUUUACGUUCAGAAAAAUUACUGUAGAUGGAAAAUCUCCUGGAUUACUGUAGUUUGAAAAAAUAUAUUGGAUUACUGUAGUUUUUAGCGCGAAAUUCAAAUAUUGUAGGACCACGUUUUUUUUUUCAUUUUUGAUCCAGAAUAAUCUAGGAGUACUGUAUAUUUUCUAUAAUUUCUGGCGCCAAAUUUCGACCUACAGUAUUCAUUUUCCACUCAAGACCCAUGCAUUUUUCCCUCUCAAAAAAAUUAUUAAUAUGAGCAAUGCACAUAUUAAUAAUAAGUGCGGAUUUCCUGAUUUGCAUAAAAACUACUUGCUAAUAAAUCUCAAUUUUCAUAUAUAUUUUCUCAUUUUUUCCCUUUUUUUCUUCUGCGCACUUUAUUUUUUUUCAUUUUCUAAAUUUUUGAAAAAUAUUACGAAAUUCUACACCCAGAGGUGUAAAAUUUCCACCAAAAAAUUUUUUUUUUGCUUCAGAAUCCAGUGGCUACAAUUCUUCGGAAGGCGGAAUUGCAAUGUUUGCGAAAAUGCGUGAAAAAAUGAAGGAGUACGAUGAUAUGACGAAGAAAGCGCAACAAGGAUAUCCAGAGAGGUACGGUUGAUUUUUGGCGGGAAAUUUUUAAGAAUUUUGUCAUGAAAUUGUGAAAUUCGGAUUCCUCGUGGAAUUUUGAGCCGGAAAAGUUGUAUGGUCAAAGUUUUUGAGAAAUGUUGACUAGCGGGAUCGAUCCCGUGACCUCUAGAUUGGUAGAAAAGUGGCUCAGCAGAUUAGAGGGUUAUCUACCAAUCUAGAGGUCCUGGAUCGAUCCCGCUAGUGAAUGUUUGUUUUUUCUGGCUUCUGAAUCUGAAUUUGAAUUUCUGCAAAAAACCCGGAUUUCAAGGUCUCACGGCGAUUUUUUCUAGAAAAUUCAAUGAUGACCGUGAUCUACGCAAAAUUCUGACCCAGAAAACAUUUAUUUACAAAAAAAUGUUCACUAGCGAGAUCGAACCCGCCACCUCUCACUCCGCAGCCAACUGUCUAACCUGUUGAGCCAUUCUCAAUCUUCAGGGCGCGGGUUCGAUCCCGCUAGUGAACAUUGCUUUUUAUUUUUUUGAUGAGAUAUGUUUUCCUGGCCAGAAUUUUGCGGGGAAUCUGAAUUUUUGAGUCUCGCAGCGAUUUUUGAAGAAAAUCUUGAGUUUCUCGAGAAAAAUUAGCGAUUCUUUUGUUUUCAAUGAAAAUGAAAUGGUGGGAAAUUAAUUGAAAGGGGGUGAUUCAUAAAAUAUUCAUGUCCCGGAAGACUUUUGGGUCCACUAGAGAAGAUACUAUCUUCUUCUUUUUUGUCUUGGCUUCGCCUAAAAACAAAUGAGCAAGAGGAAGAAGGGGAUGACUUAUGAAUGAGGCGGACCCCCCCCUACCCAAUUUGCAUUCUGGUUGACGAGUUGCGCGAACUCCUCUCUCUCUCAAUUUUUUUCUUGUGAGCAUCUGGUUGGCCUUUUUGCUUCCCUCAUAUUAUUAUAAACUUUUUUUUUGGAAGGCAGGAAUUAAUUAGGUUAGAAAUUAUUGGCCACAUGUUAUUUAUUCAUUUUUUCUCCCCAAGACUUGGAAAUUUGUGAUCUACGCGAAAUUCUGAUCUAGAAAACUUUUAUAAUCGAAAAAAAAUAUUUUGCUCCCGCUGGGAGUCGAACUCGGGUCUCGAGACUCUGAAAUUUGAAAUCCUCACAAAAUUCUGACCUGGAAAACAUAAAAAAUAAAAAAAUGUUCACUAGCGGGAUUGAACCUGGCACCUCUAGAUUGCUAGACAAGCCUCUAACCUAUUGAGCCAUUUUUCUAUCAAGAAAAAGGUCGCGGGAUCGAUCCCGCUACUCAAAAUUUCACAAAUUUUUUGUUAAAACAUGUUUUCUAGUUGCAAAUUUUGUGUAGAUCACGAAUUUUUCGGUUUCGCCAUCAGAAAAUUGUGUUUUUCACAACAAAAAUAGAGGAAAUGCAGUUCCUUUUUCUAUUUUUCUUGCUUGUUCAACAAAAAACUACGAUUUGUUCAUUUUUUCGAGCAAAAUCAGUUUUUUCGCUAAAAAAUGAGAAAUUGGCCAAAUCUAUGAUCGAAUUAGUCAAAAAUGUAUAUUUUUCUUUUGUUUUUACUCCCUCCCUUUUUCAUUUCCUAUUAUUAUUAUUAUUGUUCCUUUUUAUAUGUAGACAUAUACAUAAGUGGCUCCUUGAAAAGCGAAUAUUUUUGAAAAAUGCCGCCCUCCCCUCUCCAAACCUACUACUUUUUAUGGGAAAUUUGCAUAUUUUUCGCGUGUUUUCACCUUUUUAUAGUCAAAAAUCUGGAUUUUCUCAAUUUUUACUUCAAAAAAUCGCUACAAGACCCGAAAAUUCGAAUCUCUAUGAAAUUCUGACCCGGAAAACAUAUAUUUUCAAAAAUUUCGAGAAAUUUUGAGUAAUGGGAUUGAACCCGCGAUCUCUAGAUUGCUAGAAAAAUGGCUCAUCAGGUUAGAGGUUUGUCUAGCGAUCUAGACGUCCCGGGAUCGAUCCCGCUACCGGAAAAGUUUUUUGUUUUUUUUUUUCAAAAAGUUUUCUAGGCUAAAAUUUCGCGUAGAUCACGAAUCCCCCGCUCAAAAUUACUUUUCUCUGCAAAAAGAAUUCAAAAUUUCGUUGGCUUUUCAAAAAAAGUUGUAGAAUAUUCUAUUGUUGCUCAUCAUAAUUGCACUUUACUGAAUUUUUGAAACAAAUUUUUGCGUAGCUUUUCAUUCACAAGCCUAAGCCUAAAUAAUUAUGUCGUUUCUGAGUAGAAUUUUGCAAAAGUGAGUUUUUUUCCGGAAAAAAAUAUCAAAAUCCCAGAUUUUCUCGAUUUUUUUGCCACGAAACACAUUUUUUGCCCACUGGCUCUGUGGGUGGUGCAAAAACAGAUGUUUCGGAAUAUUGUUUUCAAAAAUUUCCCAGUGAAGAUGCGAUUUUCGAAUCCCGAGACUCAGAUUUUCGAAUUCUCCGUGAAAUUUUGUACCGGAAAACUUUUAUAUCCAAAGAUUGUUCACUAGCGGGAUCGAACCCGUGACCUCUCACCUCGCAGGCUAACCUCUAACCAGUUGAGCCAUUUUUCUAGCAGGUAAAAGGUCGUGGGAUCGAUCCCGGUAGUGAACAUUGCUUUUUAAUUUUUGAUAAGAUAUGUUUUCCCAGCUAGAAUUUUAUGGAGAAUUCGAAUUUUCGGGUCUCGCAGCGAUUUUCGAAAAUUUAAACCCGAAAUUCAUGAUCUACGUAAAUUUCUAACCCAGAAAACAUAUAAAGUUCACUAGCGGGAUCGAACCCGCCACCUCUCACUCCGCAGCCAACUGUCUAACCUGCUGAGCCAUUCUCAGUCUCUAGAGCUUAACUUCGUGGGUUCGAUCCCGGUAGUGAGCAUUGCUUUUUAUUUUUUUUUGAUAAGAUAUGUUUUCCCAGCUAGAAUUUCAUGGAGAAUUCGAAUUUCUGGGUCUCACGGCGAAAAAGUCAACCAGGUGUAAAUAAAUAAUAAUUAUUAUUAUUAGGUGUCUUAUUUACCGCCUCAUUUUUUCCGGUUCCUUCCCUCCCAUUUUCGGCUGAGCUCAAAAAAGGAGAAAGUUGCGCCAUCUGCCCAGAAGAAAAUAAAUACGCCCAUAAAAAGAAAAUGGGAGGCGAAUAUAAAAUAAAAAGGCGAUUAUAAUUUGUCAGUUUUGCUUUCUGCUGCUUUCCCGCCAGCCCGAAAAUUUUAAUCCCCCGCCAAAUUUCGAAAUUCUCAUUUUUGCAGUUUCGAAGACUCGUCCUCUUUGUCCUCCGGAAUUUCAGACAAUAUCGAAUACGACGACGUUUCCACCGACGAUUUAUCUGGAGUGUAAGUGAUUUGGGACCCGCAAAUUCGGAUUCCUCGUAAAAUUCUGACCCGGAAAGUUGGUUUACUCAAAAAAAUUGAGAAAUGUUGACUAGCGGGAUCGAUCUCGCGACCUUUAGAUUGCUAUGGCUCAGCAGGGUAAAGUCUUGUCUAGCAAUCAAGAGGUGGUGGGUUCGAGCCCGCUGGUGGAAUAUUUUUUUUAUUUUUUGAAAAACUAGUGUUCCAGGGUCAGAAUUUCACGUAGAUCACGAAUUCUUAUUUAUUUUCCUUGAGAAAAAAUUCUGGGACCUGGAAAUUUGGAUUCCUCGACCCGGGAAACAUGAAAAACGUAAUUUUCACAACCGGGAUCGAUCUCGCGACCUUUUGAGUGCUAAAAAAUGGCUCAGCAGGUUAGAGGUUCAUCUAGCAAUCUAGAGGCCCUGGAUCGAUCCCGGCACCAGAAAUAACUUUUUGUUUUCGAGUUUUUGUUAUUGCAAACACCAAUUUUGGCGCAAAAAGUGUCGAAUUUCCAUUUUUCGCGCACCAAGUCAGCUGCCACCCCAAUUUUUUCCCAUUUCAUGUCAUUUUACACCCUAAAACACACCAAUUCAUCUAAAUCUUGAGAGUAAUUGCAUUUCCUGGACUCUUUUUCCCCUCUGGAGAGGAAAGAGCAGGAAAAAAAAAUUAUAAAUUAGUUUUUUUUCUGAUGGGUGACGAAUUGGUUGGGUUUGGGUGACAUGAAAUUGAGAGGAGACAGAGUUUUAUUGGUUUUUUUUUUCUGGGAGCUUUUUUCGAGGUGAACUUGCGAAAUAUUUCUGUCCCCCCCCUAGGAAUUUUUAGUUGGAAUUGUGAAAUUCGAAUUCCUCGUGAAAUUUUGACCCGGAAAAUGUGUUUUUCUAAAAUAAUUGCGCAAUUUUCACUAACGGGAUUGAUCCCGCGACCUUUAGAUUGCUAGAAAUAUGGCUCAGGAGGUUAGAGGCCUACUUGCUGCUUGGAAAGUCGCGGGUUCGAUCCCGCAACAAUUUUUCUUGAUUUUUAUUUUUUUAUAUAUUAUGUUUCCGGGUCAGAAUUUUACGGGGAUUAUGAAUUUUCCAUUUAUUAUCCACUGAAAAUGUCACGAGACCUAGAAAUUUGAGUUCCUCGGAAAAUUCUGACUAGGAAAAUGUGUUUUUCUUCAAAAAUUGAGCAUUGUUUAGAAUUUUGGCGCAGCAGGUUAGAGGCCUAUCUAGCAGUCAAGAGGUCGAAAGUUCAAUCCCGCCACAAAUUUUUCUUGAUUUUUAUUUUUUAUAUAUUAUGUUUCCGGGUCAGAAUUUUACGGGGAAUUCGAGGAAUUUUACGGUCUCACACUUUCAAUUUCUCUUCAAAAAAAGCAAAAAUUUAUUUUCAGUGAAAUGGCCACAGUCGCCUCAAAACACUCGGACUACGGUCAUUUCAUCCGUGGCUCGGCGAGCCAACCAAAACCUCUUCGAGCACCUUCCGAAUCUCGAAGUCGAACAAUCGCCGAGCAGGAAAAUAUUCACAAAUUGCUCUCGCAAUGUCGAACCAGUCAACGUGGAAGCUCGUUUGGACAACAUUCUAUCAGAUCACCAGGUUAUGCGACUUAUUCGCCGGCUCGCGGAAGCGGAAGCGGAACCGCGGGCUCCGGAAGCAAAUCCGGAUAUCACUCAUUGGACAGAAAAUCACAUUUGGCCGAAUUUUCAGCGAGCGGUGAUAAUCGAAUUGCGGCGUUAUUGAGUCCGAGGCGGAUUCCGAAUCCACAACCAGGUUGGUUUUUUGGCGGGAAAAUUUGGAGCAUUGCUCAUAUUAGAAAGCUCGAGAAAAAUAGAUUUUGAAGAGCAUUACUCAUUUUAUAUUCACAAAAAAAAAUCCCGAAACUUUUUUUGAGCAUUGCUCAUGUUAAACAAAUGUCAAAAUAGCAAAAAUCAGAGCAUUGCUCAUUUUAACGCAUAUUGCUCAGAUUAGGAAAUUAUUGAAAUUUUAAAAAAUAUACGGCAUUGCUCAUUUUAAUCUAACAUUUUUUAGCAAUGCUCAUUCUAAGAAAUUUGAAGCAUUGCUCAUUUUAUGAAAUUUGGAGCAUUGCUCAUUUUAUGAAAUUUGGAGCAUUGCUCAUUUUAAGAAAUUUAGAGCUGUUUUCAUUUAAAGAAAUUUGAAACAUUGCUUAGACUAAGAAAUUUGGAGCCUUUCUCAUUUCAUGAAAUUUGAAGCAUUGCUCAUAUUAAGCAAAUUUUCUAAAGUUAGAUUUUUUCUGAAAUUUAAGCAUUGCUCAUGUUAAAAAAAAAUUUAUUUAAAAAAAAUCCAGAUAAUCAAAAUUAUUGCUCAGAUUAGAAAAUUAUUUAAAGUUCGGAAAUUUUAAGCAUUGCUCAUAUUAAGCAAAGUUUCUAAAUUUCGAUUUUUUUCUAUAAUCUAAACAUUGCUCAUAUUAGAUUUUUCCCCCAAAAAUCCUAAUAAAUCCCAUUUAGCUUCUUUUUUUGUGUGACAUUUUUUAUUUUUCAAAAAAAAAAUUUGAAAUCCAAUUUUGUUUUGUCCUUUCGCGGCCCACUUCUAAUCCGCUUUUUUUUCAAAAAAAAUUUUUUAUUUUUUUUUUUCUCCGCUUCUCUAACCUCUCGCUUUUUCUAACAGUCUCUCAUCAUCAACACCAUCAAAAUCGCCAUCAAAAUUCGCUGAACGCUUCCGGAAUGUCGAGAUCAAUGAUUAUGCUGGAAACCCUGUCGGCAGUCACGUCACCGCGUCAAUCGCGGCGUCAGAAUUUCGCCGCAAGCGUCGUGAAUUCGCCGGUGCGACGUUCGCACUCGCCGCGUGGACCAUCUUCCGCACGGAUUCCUCUCUCUAUCGCUUCCUCGUCGCCUGUUACUAUUAACAAGGGUACUAACUUUUUGGGUUACUGUAGCUGCCACGUGGCAACGUUUUUUGUUUGACUUUUUUGAUUUUUUUGGUUACUUACUGUAGCUUUGAAAUUUUCGAAUUUUAUGUUCAAGUUACUGUAUCUGAUAAGAAAAUCCACGUGGCAUUUUGAACAACAAAACCCCUACCGUACACCUACAGUACCCUACAGUACAAAAAAAUUUUCUCCAGCUCGCCCCCGAAACUCAUCCUCGUCUGGAAUCUACGGAACUUAUCACUCAGACGCUUUUCAACUUUAUCGAUUGGCCGACGAUCAAAUACAGUACUCCUCGAAUGGGUCUCGAAGCGAAAUGGGUUCGCAAUUGUCGUUGGCAUCCACUACGGCUUAUGCAUCGGUGAGAGAAUUUUGGGUUACUGUAGUUCUAAUCUACAAAAAAUUGGAAACAUUUGAGAUCAAAUAAGUCUGGGUUACUGUAGUUUUUUUGGUUACUGUAAGUUCUGUGAUCUACAAACAUUCUGGAAUUUUUUGAAACCAAAUAAGGUUGGGUUACUGUAGUUUUUCAGAUCACUUCUAGAUUGAUUUUGAUCUACAAAAAUUACAGUAAGAUUUUUCUUGAUCUACAAAAAACUUGGAAUUUUUUUGAGACCAAAUAGGCUAGGUUACUGUAGUUCUAGAUUGAUAAAUUUGUGAUCUCCCUCAAAAAAUCCCAUUUUCUUCCAGCUCAACGAUAAAUACGAGCAUGCGAUUCAAAAUAUGACGCGAGACUUGGAAUCUUACAAAUCCACAAUCGAUUCGUUGACCAAAAAACAGGAGAACUACACGUCACUCUUCGAACUCUUUGAGCAAAAAUUGCGAAAAUUGACGAGUCAUAUCGAAAAAUCGAAUUUGAAGUCGGAAGAAGCGGCGAGAUUCAGACAAGAUAUUGCUCAUCUUAGAGAGAUUUCGACGCAUUUGGCGAAGGCGACACAGGUUAAACAGCAUAAUGUGAGUGUUGGGGAGAAAUUGUGUCAGACUUGCAGAAGUGGGCGGGGCUUAGGGUUGAGAAAUUCUGAAAUUUAAAAUUUCUCAAAAAAAUAAGUUUUGAAAAUGCUUGUCUUACUAAAAAUUUCAAAAAAAAUUUUUCUAGACAAGAAUUUUUUGCUGAAAACGCUGAAACUAUUGAUUUUCAAGAAUUUUCAGCUAUUUUUUGAGUUUCAGCACAAAAUUUUAGACUAGAACAAUAUUUUCAAAAAUUAAAAAAAAAUGAACAUUUUUGUUCUACUAAAAAUUCCAGAAAAUGUUUUUCUAGCCUAGAAUUUUACGCUGAAAACGCUGAAACUAUCAAUUUUUCAAGAUUUUCAGCUAUUUCUUGAGUAUCAGCACGAAAUUUUGAUCUAGAACAAUAGUUUCUGAAAUUCGAAAAAAAAAGAAAAUUUUUGUUUCACUGAAAAUUCCAGAAAAAACUUUUUCUAGACUAGAAUUUUACGCUGAAAACGCUGAAACCAUUAAUUUUCAACAAUUUUCAGCUAUUUGUUGAGUUUCAGCACAAAAUGUUGGUCUAGAAACAUUUUUUUCUGAAAUUCGAAAAAAAAUGAAAAUUUUUGUUUUACUGAAAAUUCCAGAAAAUAUUUUUCUAGACAAGAAUUUUUGCUGAAAAUGCUGAAAUCAUUGAUUUUCAAAAAUUUUCAGCUAUUUCUAGAGUUUCAGCACGAAAUUUUGAUCUAGGAACAUUUUUUUCUGAGACUCAAAAAAAAAUGAAAAUUUUUGUUCUAUAAAAAUUCCAGAAAAAUUGUUUCUAGACUAGAAUUUUACGCUGAAAACGCUGAAACUAUUGAUUUUCAAAAAUUUCCAGCUAUUUUUUGAGUUUCAGCACAAAAUUUUAGACUUGAACAAAAAAUUUGACUACAAAAAAUAUUGUACCAGGCUUGUCGUGGCUCAAAAUGCUCCAAAUUUUACGCUGAAAAUUUCAGGAUGGAGCUGGUGAACUCUUGCGACAACCCAGUCUAGAAUCAAUCAGAUCUUCAAUGUCAAGUUCGUCGAAAUCCAGCAAACACGAUAAAAUGAGCCUGAACUCGUUUGGAAAAUCGAAAAAGAGCUGGGUAGGUUUUUUUUUGAAAUUAUUUUUUUUCAAAAAAAAAAUUUGAAUUUUUUUUUAUUUUUAGGCGCUUAGCGUUGAUUCACAGGUAACGUGAAAGUGUAGUGUUGUAGUUUUUGUGAAAUUAUUGAUUUUUUUGGGAAUUGUUUAAGAUGAGCAAUGAUUUAUUUUGCAGAUUCGAAGCUCGCUGUCAAAAUUGACCAAGAAGAAACAUUCAAAAGAUGAGAUGCCUUCGAUUUCUGGAUCUCAGCAAAUGUAAGUUUUUGACUGAAAAUUUGAGAUUUUGGCUGAAAAUGGGCGGUCCCAUGAUUUUCAGCGCGAAAUUUGGGGCUGGGAGGUUUUUUUGGGAAAAAAUUCUGCAAAAAAAGUUCUUGACUGAAAUUUUGCGCUGAAAACGCUGAAAAUAAAGGCUUUCAUGGUUUUCAUAGUAAAUUUUUUAUCUAGAAAAAAAUUCCACGUCAUAAUUCACAUUGAAUUGUUUUUUUUUUUUAAUUGCUGAAAAUGAGAGUUUCCGUGAUUUUCAGCUCAAAAUUUCAGUCUAGACAGUGUUUUUGCCACGUCAUAACUCACUUGAAUUCAAAAAAAGUGGACGUGGCUUAGAAUACACCAUAUUCGGAUCAAAAUGCUUCAAAUUUCAAGCUGGAGUUCUAAAAAUUGGAAUUUUCAUGAUUUUCAGUGCAAAAUUUCAGUUUAGAAAGUGUUUUUGCCACGUCAUAACUCAUUCUAACAGAAAAAAAAUUUUGAAAAUAAAAAAAAUAAAAAUAUACACCGUGUUCGGACUCAAAAUGCUCCAAAUUUCAGGCUGGACAACGUCGACGUCAUCGAACUUCGUCAAGAACUUCAAGAUCGCGAUUCAACACUCACCGAAGUUCGCUUAGUUGCUCUCGAUCGAGCUCGUCAAGUCGACAUGCUCCUCGAAACCGUCAACAAACUCAAACACGAAAAUAAGCAGCUGAAAAAGGAGCGCGACAGAUCGAACUACGGUACUCGCGCAUCAUCACGAGCUUCCGAAGAGCCACUCUAUGACGUGGCAGCCGCCGCCACAUCCAGUUCAUCAGCUUCGGCAAGAAGUUCAAUGGGUCCCGCAGCGAUCAAGGUUACUGUAAAUGUGGAUUUGGCGGGACGGAUUUGUCAGGCCGUGUGUCCGGAUAAUGAGAUUAUCUUGGGAUAUCUACAAAUCGGCGCGCAAAUUUCCACGUGGCAAGAUGUUGACACGAUGGUUAUGGAUUUGUUUGCGGCUUAUGUGAAGCGGAUUGAUCCCGAACGAACACUCGAUAUUUUGGGAGAAGCUAUUUUGGGUGAGUUUUCUGAAAUAAAAUAUGACUAGGGUUACGGUAGGUACAGUAAUCCAUAAAUUUUGUAGAUCAAAAAGCUUUACAUAUAAGUUUCAAAACUUGUGUAGAUCAAAAGAUGAACUACAGUAAUCCAAAAUAACUAUGGUCUCAAAAAGAUCCAAUAAUUUUUGUGGAUCAAAACAUUUAUAAAUCAGAGUAAGCCAGAGUAUCUACAGUAAGCUACAGUACCCUGGGCAUAUUUGGUUUCAAAAUGUUCCAAUUUUUGUUGGAUGCAAACUGAAUCUACAGUAAUCUACAGUACCCUAGACAUUUUUUAUCCAAAAAAAUUUUUCAGUUGAUAAAAAACAAACCUACAGUAAUCUGAAAACUACAGUAGUACCCUAGGUAUAUUUAGUGCCAGAAGAUUCCAAAUUUUGUGUAGAUCAAGAAAAACAUGACCGUAAUUUUUGUAGAUCAAAGACAAAUCUACAGUAAUCUGAAAACUACAGUACCCUAGGUAUAUUUAGUGCCAGAAAAUUCCAAAUUUUGUGUAGAUCAAGAAAAACCCGAUCGUAAUUUUUGAAUAUCACAAAUUUGAAUAGUUGGAACUACAGUAAUCCAACAUUGUUUAGUCUCAAAAAUUUUCAAACUUUCUGUAGAUCAAGAAAAACCUUACCGUAAUUUUUGUAAAACACAAAUUUAAAUAUCUAGAACUACAGUAACCCAGUCUUGUUUAAUCUUAAAAAAUUCCAAAUUAUGUGUAGAUCAAAAACAAACCCACAGUAAUCUGAAAACUACAGUACUCUGGGGAUAUUUGAUGUCAAAAUAUUCCAAAUUUCCAGUAGAUCAAACUCUUUUUGUUUCCAGGCUAUCAAAUCGGUCAAAUGUCUCGCCACAUCUCACAAACCGCCACCUCAAAUCUUCCCACACCCUCCGCCACCCUUCACCCAACCACCACAAUUCGCCUAUUCCUCAAAGGCGCCGCCCAAAACCGCGUCGACUCUUUGGUCCUCGACACCCUUUUGCCCACCCAAAUGUUGACACAAUUGGUGAAAUAUAUCGAAACUGAGAGGAGAUUGGUGUUGGCUGGAGCUGCCGGAAUCGGAAAAUCGAAAUUGGCUCGAAGUCUCGCUGCCUAUGUUGCUUUGAAGCUCGAAAAUAGUGAGGAAAUUUUGGAUUUGAAGAUUCCUGAAGACACUGCGGAUCUUUUGAAAAUCGAAAAAACCCUCGAAAAUCUCCUGAGAUCUUCAAAACCCACCAUUGUCAUCAUUGAUAAUAUUCCGAAAAAUCGCAUCGCAUUUGUGGCCUCGGUUUUCGCGGCCAACUCUUGCUCCGCUCCCGGCCCCAUUGUCAUCUGCACAGUCAAUCGAUAUCAGAUUCCCGAGAUGCAAAUCUCGCAGAAUCAGAAUUUCAAAAUGUUCCUACUCACCAUGCGGAUGGAGGGAGUCGCCGGAUUCAUGUUGCGCUUCUUGCGCAGACGUUGCGUUGAGGCGGAAUAUCGGCAGUCACGGCAAAUGUCGAUGGAGAUGUUGGAGGUUAUUGCGUUUUUGCCGAAAGCUUUGCAGGUGAGCUGCGAUUUUUGGAGGAUUUUGAUACCAAACAUGAAUUGUUUUGCUUCAAAAAUCCACGUGGCAAAUCUGAAAACAUGAAAAACAGAUUCCAAAAAUUAUUGAGGCUGAAAAUCUACGUGGAUUUUUAACAGUGAAUUGAAAACGUGGAUUUCUGGAGCAUUUUUGAUACCAAACAUGAAUUAUUUUGCUUUAAAAAAUCCACGUGGUUUUUUUAGCUCAAAAAAAUUUCUGAAAAUUCAGAACACUUGAAAAAAAAUUCCAAAAAUUAUUGAUGCUGAAAAUCCACGUGGAUUUUCAGCAAUGAUUUUGACUCCAAAACUGAAUCGAGAAAUCUUUUCCACGUGGAUUUUUGAAGCAUUUUGAUACCAAACAUGAAUAAUUUUGGCUCAAAAAUCCACGUGGCAAAUCUGAAUUUUUCAGCUCAAAACAUUUUCUGAAAAUUCUGAAAACUUGAAAAACAGAUGUAAAAAACUGAUAGGAAAUUCCACGUGGCAAAAAUUAGUGCUAAAAAUCCACGUGGAUUUUCAGCUUGAUUUUUUUUCCACACUAAAAUUAAAUUUGCAACAACUUUUGCUGCUAAAAAUCAAAAAAUCCACAUUUUUCGAAAAACUUUAUCACGUGGAUUUUUUUUUUAAAUAUUGAAAAAAAAAAAAUUUUCAACACCUCGAAAUCCCAAAUUUUUAGGCCGUGAAUCAAUUUAUCGAAAAAACCAACUCAAUUGACGUGACAAUUGGUCCACGUGUCUUUUUGCAAUGUCCACUUUCAGUUGAUGAAUCCAAAAAUUGGUUCAUCAAAUUGUGGAACGACAAUUUUGUGCCCUACAUGGAACGAGUCGCGAGAGAAGGUAGGAAAAUUCGAAAUCAGCGCAAAAAUCUAGCCUAGGGGGUAGGGGAACUCGAACUGGGGCCUUGAACUCGACAGGCAAAGUACUAACCAGCUGCGCUAUGUGGAAGGGUUCAGGAGACAGGUUCGAUCCCGCUUUUCGUCAAUUUUUUUGAAAGAAAAAUGUUUUUGGGGUAGAAUUUUAUAAGGAUUCUGAAUUUCUGGGUCUCACAGCUUGUAAACUGCUGGAAAUUUGAAUUUUAAGUAAAAUUUGAAGUUUUUAGACACCCCACUAGACUAUAUUCCGAUGUUUCCUAAUUUUGAGGGUCCUACCACGAAAAGUUUCUCUUUUCUACAGUAACCCGGUCUUGUGGGGUGUCUAAAGACUCCGAAUUUCACAAGGACUCCGAAAAAAAAUCCAAAAUUUUUGCAGGAAAAAAGACAUUCGGUCGUUGCGCGAGUUUCGAAGAUCCCACCGAUUUGAUAUGCGAAAAAUGGCCAUGGCUCGAAGAUCCAGCUCCAGAAGACACUUUGCGUCGCCUUUCCCUUCAAGACCUCAAAUCCUCAGCUCCCGCCAAUAAUUUCAAUCCCCUUGAAUCAUUGAUACAACUGCAUGCCACCAAGCAUCCGCCCCUUUAA